Molecule: messenger RNA, 1359 nt
Organism: Aspergillus alliaceus
Lineage: Eukaryota; Fungi; Ascomycota; Eurotiomycetes; Eurotiales; Aspergillaceae
Product: putative Zn-dependent hydrolase/oxidoreductase family protein
Exons: 4
Coding region: 84-1337 (417 amino acids)
Biological process (GO): N-acylphosphatidylethanolamine metabolic process; N-acylethanolamine metabolic process
Cellular component (GO): cytoplasm; membrane-bounded organelle
Molecular function (GO): N-acylphosphatidylethanolamine-specific phospholipase D activity; zinc ion binding
Source: RefSeq, a predicted model, not a curated record
AUUACAUUUGUUGCUGAUCGCCACCGGAUUCGGUGUCAUACAUUUAUAUUGAAAAGAGACGUCUAAGUCCCUGCGCAACAAGUAUGCGACACUUCUUCCGACGAAUUUUUAGAUUUCGUCAACACCCUACAUCCCGAAGUCCACCCGAGAGACGCAAUAUGAGUUCCACUACUGUAGCGGUUCUUUACGCCCUCACACUCUCGGUACCUCCAAUUUCCGAUGGUCCUGAAGAGGCAAAGGAGAAGAAGCACCAUGUCCCAGGAGGCUUCACGAAUCCGUGGGAUUCAUACAAGUCGCCCGCUGUUCUGCGUUUUUUCCUCCGUCAAAUAAAUGGUCAAGCAAACCGACCUGACACCACGCCCCCAACCGUGCCUGUUCGGAAACCAGAAUUUUUGCCUAGCAGGGAAACCCCGAAAUUACGGGCAACUUGGUUGGGUCAUGCCUGCUAUUAUGUCGAGUACCCCAGUGGUCUGAGAGUAUUGUUUGACCCCGUUUUUGAGGACCGUUGCUCGCCAUUUUCUUGGCUGGGUCCCAAGCGUUACACGGAAAUGCCCUGCCAAAUCAAGGAUAUCCCCGUUAUCGAUGCUGUGGUCAUCUCCCAUAACCAUUAUGAUCAUUUGUCUUACCCGACUGUAAAAGAAAUCUCCAAGCGUCACCCAAAUUGCCAUUUCUUCGUCCCUCUGGGCAAUCAGAAGUGGUUCGAAAGCUCUGGGAUCGCCAAUGUGACCGAAUUAGACUGGUGGGAGGAGCGCGACAUUGUUCUCUCGCCGUCGCAACCCACAGAGACAAAGGUCCAAGAAUCUGCUAGGGAUGUUGCGUCAAGCCCAGCUGAUAUUAGAGCGCGAGUUGGCUGCUUACCGUGCCAGCAUACCAGCAAUAGGGGCGUAUUCGACCGAGCAAAAACGUUGUGGGCUUCGUGGUAUAUUGAAUCAGGAGGGCGCAAGGUCUACUUUGCCGGAGAUACUGGCUAUAGAAGUGUGCCUGAGCUACCUGAGAGUACAGAUGACCAUGUACCGCAAUACAACUUCCCGGUUUGCCCUGCCUUCAAACAGACAGGCGAGUUCCGCGGACCGUUUGAUCUGGGAUUGAUACCAAUUGGAGCCUAUGGACCUCGCUUUGUUUGGAGCCCUGUGCAUGCUGACCCUCACGAUGCAGUCCAGAUAUUUCAGGAUACCCAAUGCAGAAAGGCUCUGGCUAUGCACUGGGGCACCUGGGUUUUAACAGAGGAAGACGUACUUGAGCCGCCUAAAAAGUUGAGAAAUGCGCUGAAGAAGCAUGAGAUUCCUGAGGACGGAGUUUUUGACAUUUGUGAGAUUGGGGAAAGUCGAGAAUUUUGAGAGGAGCAUUAUUGGAACUAAA